Manihot esculenta (cassava) is the source of this 1121-nucleotide messenger RNA. Its product is annotated as protein STRICTOSIDINE SYNTHASE-LIKE 10. The transcript has 3 exons. The coding region runs from base 24 to 1019 and encodes 331 amino acids. Gene Ontology annotation, molecular function: strictosidine synthase activity. NCBI's taxonomy places the organism in Eukaryota, Viridiplantae, Streptophyta, Magnoliopsida, Malpighiales, Euphorbiaceae. The record is from RefSeq and is a predicted model, not a curated record. Gene Ontology annotation, biological process: biosynthetic process.
UAACUCUAAGCCAAAGAUUUGAAAUGGUUUCCAUACCUUUGCAAAAGCUCCUCUUCAUUUUUACUCUCACCUUACACCCUUCUUUUAUUCUUUCACAUUAUCACAAGCAAAAGAUAAUAAAGCUUCACCUUCCACCCUCCGCAGCUGCCCCUGAGGCCACUGCUUUUGACAGUGCUGGUGUCGGUCCAUACACCGGCGUCGACAAUGGCAGAGUCUUCAAAUACGUCAAUCCAAUUGUUGGGUAUGUUGAAUUUGCCACCACUUCUCCCACCAGGCCCAGGCGGCUUUGUGAUGCGAAUACUAACCGUGAAAUUGCACCAAUCUGUGGACGGCCACUCGGUGUGGCAUUUUAUCAUACAACUGGACAUCUCUAUAUUGCUGAUGCUUAUUUUGGACUUGUAGAAGUUGGUCCCCAAGGUGGGAUCGGCACUACGAUUUCUAAAUCUGCAGGUGGAGUUCCUUACAAAAACCUCAAUGCCUUGGACAUUGAUCAGAAAAAUGGAGUAGUUUACUUCACCGACGUUAGCUCCAAAUUUCAGCUAAGGCAAUUCAAUGAAGCAUUACUCAGCGGAGACCAGACAGGAAGGCUAAUAAAAUAUGACAUCAAAAAGAAACAAGCAACAGUAUUAGUCCACAACCUUGGGGUGCCAGUGGGAGUAGCUAUAAGCAAACAUGCAGACUUUGUGCUAGUUUCAGAGUAUCUUAACAACAGAACCCUGAAGUUUUGGCUUGCAGGAGACAAAGCUAACACAACAGAAAUUUUCACAAAGUUCCCUGGAAGGCCAGACAAUAUAAAGAGGAAUGCAAAAGGGGAGUUCUGGAUUCCUGUUACAAGUGUAAAUGGAAAUACAAACAGACAAGUUGCUUGGAGGCUUGAUGAAGAUGGCAAGUUGAAGGAGUCUUUUGAUUUGAGAUUGGUGGGAAAUCCAAUUCCAAUAUGUAGUGAAUUUCAGGAAAUUCAUCCCAGGGUAUUUUCACUGGGACUUCUGAACGUAAACUAUUCUGGAUUUAUCUAUUGAUUGCUAAGUAGUCUGUAAUUAAAUAAAUGUGCAGCACAUGUAUUUGUUAAAACCCUCUUUUGAUGAUGUUCAAGUUUAAAAGAAAUUCCAUGUGAAAAAAGA